Molecule: messenger RNA, 1439 nt
Organism: Thalassophryne amazonica
Lineage: Eukaryota; Metazoa; Chordata; Actinopteri; Batrachoidiformes; Batrachoididae
Gene: casq1b
Product: calsequestrin 1b
Exons: 12
Coding region: 144-1424 (426 amino acids)
Biological process (GO): regulation of skeletal muscle contraction by regulation of release of sequestered calcium ion
Cellular component (GO): sarcoplasmic reticulum lumen
Molecular function (GO): calcium ion binding
Source: RefSeq, a predicted model, not a curated record
AAAAGGAGGGUGUCACUGUCAGACCUGCUCUUCUCUAGCCAGUGGGGACAGGAAGUGGACCGUUCCCCCUGCUUGACACCAGCUCUUUUUGGGACAACGUUAAACCUCUUCUGUCCAGGCUCUGAGAAGAGGUGUUGAGAAUCAUGAAGUGGGGCUGGGCUUUUCUGGUGGUCUUCCUCUCUUUAGUGAACUUUUCUUGUGGGGAAAAGGGCUUAGAAGUCCCAGAGUAUGAUGGCAAAGACCGCGUCCAUUCCCUCAACUCCAAGAACUACAAGUCCAUCAUGAAGAAAUAUGAUGUGAUGGUGAUCUACUACCACAAAAAUGUGGAUGGGAACCGCAGUGCCAUGAAGCAGCUUCAGAUAGAAGAGCUGGCUUUGGAGUUACUCAUACGUGAAGUAGCAGUUAUCUUUCAGCUUGCAGCUCAGGUUCUGGACGAUUUUGAUGAUGAAGACAUUGGAUUUGGCUUGUUGGAUGAAAAGAAGGACGCCGCUUUGGCCAAAAAGCUGGGUCUGGAUGAAGUGGAGAGCAUCUACAUCUUUGCCAAUGAUGAGAUCAUUGAGUAUGAUGGAGAGCUGGCUGCAGACACCCUGGUUGAGUUCCUCUACGAUGUGAUUGAGGAUCCCGUGGAAAUCAUCGACAACGAGCGCGAGCUGAAAGGUUUUUACAACAUGGAUGACGUCAUCAAGCUUGUUGGAUACUUCAAGAGCGAGAAAUCUCCUCAUUAUGCUGUUUAUGUUGACGCUGCAGAGGAGUUCCACCCAUUUGUCAAAUUCUUCACCACAUUUGACCCCAAGAUUAGCAAAAAGCUUAAGAUGAAGUUGAAUGAAGUUGAUUUUUACGAGCCGUUUAUGGAGGAACCUGUCACCAUACCAGGAAAUCCUUACACCGAGGAUGAGAUUGUUGAAUAUAUUGAACAGCAUGACCGGCCAACCCUGAGGAAGCUGGAACCUCACAGCAUGUAUGAGAUCUGGGAGGAUGACAUUGAUGGAGAACACAUUGUUGUGUUUGCUGAGGAAGACGACCCCGAUGGUUUUGAGUUCCUGGAAAUCCUGAAGGAGGUGGCGCGUGAGAACACAGAUAAUCCGAACCUCAGCAUCAUCUGGAUCAACCCCGACAGUUUUCCGCUGCUGGUUCCUUACUGGGAGAAGACCUUUGGAAUCGACCUCUCAUCUCCUCAGAUUGGUGUUGUUGAUGUAGAAGAUGCUGACAGCGUGUGGAUGGAAAUGGACGACCAGGAUGAAAUGCCCACAGCUGACGAGCUGGAGCAGUGGAUCGAAGAUGUGCUGUCUGGAAAGAUCGAUCCUGAUGAUGAUGACGAUGACGACGACGAUGAUGAUGACGAUGAUGAUGGUGAUGAUGAUGAUGACGACGAUGAUGAAGAUGAUGAUGAUGUUGACGAUGACGAUGAUGAUGAUGAAGAUUAAACUUUGACAGCAGUC